This is a messenger RNA of Castor canadensis (American beaver), 928 nucleotides long. RefSeq names its product carbonyl reductase 3 (gene Cbr3). Gene Ontology annotation, molecular function: carbonyl reductase (NADPH) activity. Lineage: Eukaryota; Metazoa; Chordata; Mammalia; Rodentia; Castoridae. The record is from RefSeq and is a predicted model, not a curated record.
UCUCCGCUGCUGCUCUGGACACAGACUCGGCUCCGCCGCGCGCAUCCCACGAGGUCCGCUGUCCACGCCGGGUGCCCGCGCUGCCCACCCGGCCAUGUCGUCCUGCAGCCGCGUGGCGCUGGUGACCGGGGCCAACAAGGGCAUCGGCUUCGCUAUCACCCGUGACCUCUGCCGCCAGUUCUCGGGGGACGUGAUACUCACGGCCCGGGACGAGGCGCGGGGCCGGGCGGCGGUGCAGCAGCUGCAGGCCGAGGGCCUGAGCCCGCGUUUCCACCAGCUGGACAUCGACGACCUGCAGAGCAUUCGCGUUCUGCGCGACUUCCUGCGCAAGGAGUACGGGGGACUCAACGUGCUGGUCAACAACGCGGGCAUCGCCUUCAAGAUGGAUGACCCCACACCCUUCGACAUUCAGGCUGAGAUGACGCUGAAGACAAACUUUUUUGCCACUAGAAAUGUCUGCACCGAGUUACUGCCCAUCGUGAAACCACAUGGGAGAGUGGUGAACGUCAGUAGCCUACAGGGCUUGAAAGCCCUUGAAAACUGCAGCGAAGAGCUGCAAGAGAAGUUCCGAUGCAACACGCUCACAGAGGGGGACCUGGUGGACCUCAUGAAAAAGUUUGUGGAGGACACAAAAAAUGAGGUGCAUGAGAGGGAAGGGUGGCCCAACUCAGCUUAUGGGGUGUCCAAGUUGGGGGUCACAGUCUUAUCAAGAAUCCUGGCCCAGCGGCUAGAUGAGAAGAGAAAAGGAGACAGGGUUCUGCUGAACGCCUGCUGCCCUGGCUGGGUGAAGACAGACACGGCCAGGGGUCAUGGCUCCAGGACUGUGGAGGAGGGAGCUGAGACCCCCGUCUACUUAGCUCUCCUGCCCCCAGAUGCUACUGAGCCUCAAGGCCAGCUAGUCAGUGACAAAGUUGUGCAAAACUGGUGA